Suricata suricatta (meerkat) is the source of this 490-nucleotide messenger RNA. RefSeq names its product S100 calcium binding protein P (gene S100P). The coding region runs from base 88 to 375 and encodes 95 amino acids. Gene Ontology annotation, biological process: endothelial cell migration. Lineage: Eukaryota; Metazoa; Chordata; Mammalia; Carnivora; Herpestidae. Gene Ontology annotation, molecular function: calcium ion binding; transition metal ion binding. The transcript is spliced from 2 exons. The record is from RefSeq and is a predicted model, not a curated record. Gene Ontology annotation, cellular component: cytoplasm; extracellular exosome.
GGCGCCCACAGGCCUCCAGGCGGGACAUUUCCUGAGCCCCUGAGCCGAGCCAGCUCCCAGCAGGAAGGUGGGGCCGCAUCCAGCACCAUGACGGAACUGGAGACAGCCAUGGGCAUGAUUAUCGACGUCUUUGCCCGCUACGCGGGGGCCGAGGGCAACAAGCAGAGCCUGACCAAGGGGGAGCUGAAGGUGCUCAUGGAGAAGGAGCUUCCGGGCUUCCUGCAGAAUAAAAGGGACCGGGACGCCGUGGACAAACUGCUCAAGGACCUGGACGCCAACGGGGACUCCGAGGUGGACUUCAGCGAGUUCAUCGUGUUUGUGGCCGCCCUCACGACCGCCUGCCACAAAUACUUUGAGCAGUCGGGGCUCCACUGACGCCCUGCAGACCCAGCUCCGCGCAGGGGGCCGGGAUCGCCCCCAGCUUCCAGAACCUUGGGGGCGAUGGCUCCCCUGGAUGACCCCCUGAUCAGUAAAAUGCUUGUGACACGCU